Messenger RNA from Chelonia mydas (Green sea turtle), 612 nucleotides. RefSeq names its product protein S100-A12. The transcript is spliced from 3 exons. The coding region runs from base 139 to 486 and encodes 115 amino acids. Gene Ontology annotation, molecular function: calcium ion binding. The record is from RefSeq and is a predicted model, not a curated record. Gene Ontology annotation, biological process: endothelial cell migration. Gene Ontology annotation, cellular component: extracellular exosome; cytoplasm. NCBI's taxonomy places the organism in Eukaryota, Metazoa, Chordata, Testudines, Cheloniidae.
CAGGUGAGAUAGAAGGAUUUCGCAAGCGGGGGAUGGAGCACAGUGCUGGACAGACUAUAAAAGGGGACGCCCUCCUGCCCCUCCUCAUUCCACCUUCUUUCUUGCUCUUGGUUCUUUCUUGCUCUUCGCUUGCACAAAAUGAGCCAGGUUAGCCAGACGCUGAUCAAGGGGGAAUUUUCUGAGCUGGAAAAAGCAAUUGAGACAAUCAUCAACAUUUUCCACCAAUAUUCGGUACGCGUCGGGCACUGGGACACCCUGACCAAGAAAGAGCUGAGGCAGCUGAUUGACAGGCACUUGGUGAACUUCCUGAAGACACGGAAGGACCAUUCGGCCAUCGACAGCCUGUUCAGUGAGCUGGACAGAAACAAAGACCAGCAGCUCAGCUUUGGGGAGUUCAUGGUCCUGAUCACCCGGGUGACCAUCGCCACCCAUGAGCACAUCCACCAGGAAGAGGGGGGCCAGCAGCAACAACAGCAUCAGCACUAAGCUCAGGCUGCUGAAGCCUGAGGCCGGGGCCACGCGCAUCGAGACAGGAGCUGAGCGCGGCUGAGACUCCCCCCGGGUGGGGUCUGACGAUCCGGCCAUGAGACAAUAAAGAUUUGCUGUAAAGUU